Molecule: messenger RNA, 1717 nt
Organism: Spea bombifrons (plains spadefoot toad)
Lineage: Eukaryota; Metazoa; Chordata; Amphibia; Anura; Pelobatidae
Gene: PGD
Product: phosphogluconate dehydrogenase
Exons: 13
Coding region: 144-1592 (482 amino acids)
Biological process (GO): pentose-phosphate shunt; pentose-phosphate shunt, oxidative branch
Cellular component (GO): cytosol
Molecular function (GO): phosphogluconate dehydrogenase (decarboxylating) activity; NADP binding
Source: RefSeq, a predicted model, not a curated record
AGAGGGUGAUGUCAGGUGGUUUGAGUGUACUUCUCUGGUUGAGAAUCGGGUGACUGGCACAGAGCGCUUAAAGGGCAACGAACGCUUAGCAUCCGGGCACCUGGGAGCAGUGACAUCAUCAAGGCACCCCUAAAUCUGUCACCAUGGCUGAAGCUGAUAUCGCCCUCAUCGGUCUGGCUGUUAUGGGCCAGAACCUGGUUUUGAACAUGAACGAUCACGGCUUCGUGGUCUGCGCGUAUAACCGGACCGUGUCGAAGGUGGAUCAAUUCCUGGCCAACGAAGCCAAAGGCACCAAAAUCAUCGGCGCCCGUUCCCUGGAGGAGAUGGUGUCCAAGCUGAAGAAGCCGCGUCGGAUCAUCAUGCUGGUGAAAGCCGGACAGGCCGUGGACGACUUCAUUAAAAGUCUCGUUCCUCUUCUGGAAGCUGGUGAUAUUAUAAUCGACGGAGGGAAUUCUGAGUACAGGGACAGUACAAGGCGGUGUAAAGAGUUAAAGGCCAAGGGGAUCUUGUUUGUUGGGAGCGGCGUUAGCGGAGGAGAGGAUGGAGCAAGAUACGGACCGUCUCUCAUGCCUGGAGGAGACCAAGCCGCCUGGCCCCACAUUAAAGACAUUUUCCAGAGCAUCGCUGCUAAGGUGGAAGAUGAGCCGUGCUGUGACUGGGUGGGAGAAGAAGGCGCCGGGCACUUCGUGAAAAUGGUACACAACGGGAUUGAGUACGGAGACAUGCAGCUGAUCUGUGAAGCCUACCACCUGAUGAAAGAUAUUUUAGGGAUGGAGCACGAUCAGAUGGCAAAGGCUUUUGAAGACUGGAACAAGACAGAGCUGGAUUCGUUCCUCAUCGAGAUCACCGCUGACAUCCUGAAGUUCCGGGACGCCGACGGCAAGCACCUGCUCCCCAAAAUCCAGGACACCGCAGGACAGAAGGGAACGGGAAAAUGGACGGCCAUCUCCGCCCUGGAAUUUGGCGUCCCGGUCACACUCAUCGGUGAAGCCGUGUUCGCACGCUGUCUGUCUUCCCUGAAGAAUGAAAGAAUAACGGCAAGCAAGGAGUUAAGCGGCCCCAAAAAGGCUCCUUUUACCGGCGACAAGAAGGCGUUCCUGGAAGACAUCCGCAAGGCUCUUUAUGCAUCCAAGAUCAUCUCCUACGCCCAAGGCUUCAUCCUCUUCCGGCAGGCAGCCCAGGAGUUUGGUUGGAAGCUCAAUUAUGGUGGCAUCGCCAUGAUGUGGAGAGGAGGCUGCAUCAUCCGCAGUGUUUUUUUGGGAAAAAUCAAAGAAGCUUUUGACAGGAAUCCAGAUCUGCAGAACCUGCUGCUGGAUGACUUCUUCAAGAAAGAGAUUGAAAACUGCCAGGAUUCCUGGCGCCGGGUGGUGAGCGUCGGGGUCCAGGCCGGCAUCCCCAUGCCUUGUUUCACCACCGCUCUGUCUUUCUACGACGGUUACAGACAUGAGAUGCUGCCAGCGAACCUAAUCCAGGCCCAAAGGGAUUAUUUCGGGGCGCACACCUACGAGCUUCUAUCAAAACCAGGACAGUUUAUUCACACCAACUGGACCGGGCACGGUGGGAACGUGUCCUCCUCCUCCUACAAUGUGUGAUUUCCCCCAAAUGCCCCCCCCGAGCCGCGGGGGUCUCCCCGUCUCUCCCCGCGGGGGUCUCCGUGCCGCGGCCGACCAGCGCUUUUCUGUGUAGUGAGAAAAUAAAUGUUCUUUUUAUAUCAGGA